Molecule: messenger RNA, 1310 nt
Organism: Microtus ochrogaster (prairie vole)
Lineage: Eukaryota; Metazoa; Chordata; Mammalia; Rodentia; Cricetidae
Gene: Osr2
Product: odd-skipped related transciption factor 2
Biological process (GO): embryo development; urogenital system development; regulation of transcription by RNA polymerase II
Cellular component (GO): nucleus
Molecular function (GO): RNA polymerase II transcription regulatory region sequence-specific DNA binding; DNA-binding transcription factor activity, RNA polymerase II-specific
Source: RefSeq, a predicted model, not a curated record
CUCUGCGUGCUGCUGCUUCUUUUACCUUUCUCUUACGCCCGCCGGCCUCUGAGACCUGGAAGAAGGGGGAGGCUUCCUGCACCCCUCCGGAGCCGUCAGGAAGAUGGGGAGCAAGGCCCUGCCAGCGCCCAUUCCACUUCACCCAUCGCUGCAGCUCACCAAUUACUCCUUCCUGCAGGCAGUGAACACCUUCCCCGCCGCGGUGGAUCACCUUCAGGGCCUGUAUGGGCUCAGCGCUGUGCAGACUAUGCACAUGAACCACUGGACGCUGGGGUACCCCAACAUGCACGAGAUCACGCGCUCCACCAUCACGGAGAUGGCCGCUGCGCAGGGCCUCGUGGACGCUCGCUUCCCCUUCCCCGCGCUGCCCUUCGCCACUCACCUGUUCCACCCCAAGCAGGGAGCCAUUGCCCACGUCCUCCCUGCCCUACACAAAGACCGGCCCCGUUUUGACUUUGCCAACUUGGCGGUGGCCGCCACACAAGAAGAUCCCCCUAAAAUGGGAGACCUGAGCAAGCUGAGCCCCGGGCUGGGCAGCCCCAUCUCCGGCCUCAGUAAACUGACUCCGGACAGAAAACCCUCCCGAGGGAGAUUGCCCUCCAAAACGAAAAAGGAGUUUAUCUGCAAGUUUUGCGGCAGACACUUUACCAAAUCCUACAAUUUGCUCAUUCACGAGAGGACCCACACGGACGAGAGGCCGUACACGUGUGACAUCUGCCACAAGGCAUUUCGGAGGCAAGAUCACCUACGGGAUCACAGGUAUAUCCAUUCCAAAGAAAAGCCCUUCAAAUGUCAGGAGUGUGGGAAAGGAUUUUGCCAGUCUAGAACUCUCGCAGUUCACAAAACUUUACAUAUGCAGGAAUCUCCACACAAAUGCCCCACAUGUGGAAGAACCUUUAAUCAGAGAAGUAAUCUGAAAACUCACCUUCUCACCCAUACAGACAUCAAGCCCUACAGCUGCGAGCGGUGCGGCAAAGUGUUCAGGCGAAACUGUGAUCUGCGGCGGCACAGCCUGACUCACACCCCGCGGCAGAACUUCUAGCGAAGCCCAGGAUCCGUCCUGUGCGGCCCCGGCUCCCCCAGACCCUUCUUGCCUUCCACACGAGGACCCACCCCACCCCCACUCCCCCCCUACUGACCCCAGCUCUUCCCCAGCUGUAGCCGCACCUGCAGCUCCUACGCCUUAACUGUUCUUCCGGAGGACUGAGAACUCUCUAGAAAGUCACCCCCCUUUGCAACCAGCAUAUACUAGAUCCUUGUAGAUAUUCACGGCUCAUUUUGGAGCUCUGUACAUAAUGUCGUGGGUCUUC